UUUGAAGGAAGACUUGUGGCUCAACGUUGAAGUGGGAGACAUCAUCAAGCUGGAGAACAAUCAUUUCGUGACAGCAGACAUCCUCUUGCUCUGCAGCAGUGAGCCCCACAGCCUGACCUACAUUGAGACGACGGAACUGGACGGGGAAACCAACCUGAAGGUGAAGCAGGCGCUGACCGUCACGGCGGGGCUGGGGGGGGACCUGCAGGCUCUGAGCAGCUUUAAUGGGGAAAUCCGCUGCGAAGCCCCCAACAACCGGCUGGGCAGGUUCACUGGGACCCUCAUUUUCAAGAAGGAGAAAUAUGCCCUGGACAACGACCAGCUGCUGCUGAGGGGCUGCAUCAUCCGCAACACCGACUGGUGCUUCGGGCUGGUCAUCUUUGCCGGGCCAGACACCAAGCUGAUGCAGAACAGCGGAAAGACCACUUUGAAACGGACCAGCAUCGAACGCCUCAUGAACUACUUGGUCUUGGUGAUCUUCCUCUUUUUGGGCAUCAUGUGUUUGAUCCUGGCCAUCGGCAACUGCAUCUGGGAAUACAACCAGGGAUACCGGUUCCAGGUGUACCUGCCCUGGGCAACGGAUGUCAAAUCCUCAUUUUUCUCUGCAUUUCUUGUGUUCUGGUCCUAUGUCAUCAUCCUCAACACCGUGGUGCCCAUUUCUCUCUAUGUCAGCGUUGAGAUCAUCCGCCUGGCCAACAGCUGUUACAUCGACUGGGACCACAAGAUGUACUACCCUCCUCACGACAUGCCCGCCCAGGCCCGCACCACCACCCUCAACGAGGAGCUGGGGCAGAUCAGAUACAUCUUCUCUGACAAAACGGGGACCCUGACUAAGAACAUUAUGAUCUUCAACAAAUGCUGCAUCGGUGGGAAGCUCUACGGAAGUACUCUGGAUUCAGAUGGAUUCCUGGUGGAGGACAUUGAGACAAUGGACAGAGUUGACUUUUCGUGGAAUCCUUUGGCCGACCCAAAGUUUGUCUUCUAUGACCGCAGACUGCUCCAAGCGGUGAAGGCCAGGGAUGAGUCCACACACACGUUCUUCCGCCUCCUUUCCCUCUGCCACACGGUGAUGCCAGAAGAAACGAAGGAGGGCACGUUGGUGUACCAAGCCCAGUCCCCGGACGAGGGGGCCUUGGUGACCGCAGCCCGGAACUUUGGCUUUGUGUUUCGCGCCCGCACCCCCACGACCAUCACUGUGGUGGAAAUGGGGGAAAUGGUGGUUUAUGAGCUGAUGACCAUUCUGGACUUCAACAAUGUGCGCAAAAGGAUGUCCGUCAUUGUGCGAAACCCGAAGGGUCAGCUGACUCUGUACUGCAAAGGGGCCGACACCAUCCUGUACAGCCUCCUCCAUCCCUCCUGCAAGGAGCUCGAGGAAGAGACCACCGAGCACCUGGAUGAGUUUGCUGGGGAAGGUUUGCGGACCUUGGUGGUGGCUUACCGACACCUGGAGGAGUCUUACUUUGAGGACUGGCGGAAGCGUCACCACAAGGCGAACACCAGCUUGCACGACCGAGAGGGAAAGCUGUCCAAAGUGUACGAGGAGAUCGAGAGGGAUCUGCAGCUGCUUGGCGCCACCGCCGUGGAGGACAAGCUGCAGGAAGGGGUCCCCCAGACCAUCGAGAUCCUGGGAAGGGCACACAUUAAAAUCUGGGUGCUCACCGGUGACAAGCAAGAGACCGCAGUGAACAUCGGCUAUUCCUGCAACAUGCUGUACGAUGCCAUGAAGGACAUCUUCAUCAUUCACGGAGACAGCUGGGAGGAAGUGGAGAUGGAGCUCAGGGCAGCAAAGGACCGGAUGCAAAUAGAUCUUGAAGUGAGGACGGAAGAACUGGACAUCGAGAGAUCGACCUCCUCCGGCUUCUGGAACAAAGAGCCCGCCAGCGGAGACUACGGCCUGAUCAUUAAUGGGCACAGCUUGGCUCAUGCGCUGGAGGGGGACCUCUCGGAGUUGCUGGUGGAGACGGCCUGCCUGUGCAAAACAGUCAUCUGCUGCCGGGUGACUCCGCUGCAGAAGGCCCAGGUGGUGGACCUGGUGAAGAAGCACAGGAAAGCCGUCACCCUGGCCAUCGGGGAUGGCGCCAACGAUGUCGGCAUGAUCAAAACUGCUCACAUCGGCGUGGGCAUAAGUGGCCAGGAGGGGAUGCAGGCGGUGAUGUCCAGCGACUUCUCCUUUGCCCAGUUCCGCUACCUGCAGCGGCUGCUGCUGGUCCAUGGCCGGUGGUCGUACAUCCGCAUGUGCAAGUUCCUGUCUUACUUCUUCUACAAAAACUUUGCCUUCACGCUGGUGCACUUCUGGUUCGGCUUCUUCUCCGGCUUCUCCGCCCAG
Thamnophis sirtalis is the source of this 2326-nucleotide messenger RNA. Lineage: Eukaryota; Metazoa; Chordata; Lepidosauria; Squamata; Natricidae. The record is from RefSeq and is a predicted model, not a curated record.